Molecule: messenger RNA, 330 nt
Organism: Dioszegia hungarica
Lineage: Eukaryota; Fungi; Basidiomycota; Tremellomycetes; Tremellales; Bulleribasidiaceae
Exons: 7
Coding region: 1-330 (109 amino acids)
Source: RefSeq, a predicted model, not a curated record
AUGUAUGCCCCAAAAGGAGGUGGUGGUGGGAACGGCGUAGACGGUCCGCUGAACCCCUUUGUCAUCACACCUCCGCCUGCCGAUCAAAAAGAGGAUGAGAUUCCUGGCUACGUCAAGAGAUUCGGAGCCUAUCACACAUUUCUGCCCGCCGGCACACUCCUCCCGCAGGGCUGCAGCUUUGCAAUGCAAGCGACCGUUGACUUUGGCCUGCACUUCCCGACGGGCACCAAGGUACCUGGCGGCUUUCUCUUGCCAGUGUCAGUGGUCAAGAAGGAAGACCCGCCGCCUACGGUCCAUCCGGAGGAGAACCCGGUAUGCUGUAUCCAGUAA